Molecule: messenger RNA, 2766 nt
Organism: Linepithema humile (Argentine ant)
Lineage: Eukaryota; Metazoa; Arthropoda; Insecta; Hymenoptera; Formicidae
Product: nuclear cap-binding protein subunit 3-like
Cellular component (GO): nucleus
Molecular function (GO): mRNA binding; RNA 7-methylguanosine cap binding
Source: RefSeq, a predicted model, not a curated record
GUCUCUAUCUAGCAUCGUCCAGCUGUGGCUAGAAAGCAAAAUGUCUGCCGCUAUGAUUAUUUGUAAACUGUAACCUAGUAGCUUCGCUCGAUAUUACGCUCACUAUUCGCGGGAAGUGAUCAGAUCACUCGCGAAACUCGUGAUACCCGUUUUUUGUCUCAAGGUUUAAGUGCCCGACGCAUUCAUCGCUUUUACGUAAUGGAUGAAUUUGACGAAUCCUCGAUCGAGAUGAUGCCUGUGGAAGAGACCGUAAAUGGACCCGGAGAAGCUUUAAAAGCAGAGUUACAGGUGCAGGCAUCAGAUAGUCAGAGUGAGAAAUCUGUGGGCAUAUUUACCACAGGUAUAGAUAUAUUCAGCAAAGAGGAGAGAUUGAAGAUGGAAGAGCGAGCAAAGCGUUUUGGCUUGACAGAGAAAUCUAAGGAAUCACUGUGCAAUCAUGAGGAUGAUUUAUACAGCAGUAUGGGCAUCAUGGAUGACGCUGAGAAUGCAAAGAACGUCAGAUUGAAUGUAAUUCAUAUGAGAGGAACUGAAGAUAUGAGCAGCCAAGAUGUAUUCAAAUAUUUCCAAGAUUAUGCUCCACAAUCAAUUGAAUGGAUCAAUGACAUUUCAUGUAACGUGGUGUGGUUUGACAAUUUAUCGGCAGCCAGAGCUAUGCUGCAAUUGUCCAAGAAAAUUGUGGGUAGCGUUGCGAAAUAUUCAGAUCGUGAGAACAAUGAUUCGGAAAAUAAAAAAGACGGCGAGACAAUAGUAGAUGUGGAAAAUAAAUCUGCCGACGUAGAAAAGGACGAAAAGAAAGAGAAUUGCAUAAAUAUUAAAGAUAUCGAUUGUCCGUUGCCUCCUGGUAUAUGGAGAAAAGGAAUUGAUUGUCCAAACUCUAAAGGAAUCUUUCUGAGAUUUGCCACCAGGAUGGACAAAAAGCAGGCCAAUGCGGAAAAGAAGAGCGAAUAUUACAAAAAGUAUGGAAAUCCCAACUUUGGAGGUAUCAAAGGAAUUCUAACAGAGUCCCGUAAGCGUAAAUAUAAACAGACUCAGCAGAGCAAACGCAAGCCUGCGGUUGAGGACAAAGAACGGGAUCAAAAGAAUCCGUGGGGCGCAUUGUCCGAGACGUGGGGCAAAAAUGACAUCGUGGAGGACGACUUCCUUCCGAAAAAUGGAAUUAGAGAUGGAUUUAGAGAUGGCGUCAGAGAUCAAGGACGCAGCAGCAUAAAGGAGAGAUUGGGUACACCGAUCAAGUACACCGAUAAGGACACGGUACGAGCGGAGGAAUCCGAGGAGAGCGUCUGGGGAAGUUCGAGUAGCGAUAGCGACGAGGACUGGUGCAAGCGAAGUAAAAUUCCUCGCAUGCGAAUGCACGCCGACGACGAGGAGGAGAAAGUGCAGAAGCGACGGGCGAAGCUCCGAUAUCAAAUGGUUCUCAACACCUUAAAUAGCAGCGGUGAUCUGCGAUCGAAGUUAGGAAGAUCAAGAACGAAAACACAGUUCCGCGAUCCCAUUCAAGUGGUGGUCACAAACCUAACAAAAUCCAAGCGCGAUAAUGCGGAAGCACCCCGACAGCAGACCGUGAGAGAAAUACAGUCAUCGGAAAGAGAAGAGGGAGAGUGGCAAGAAUCGGAGGACGAGGAUAAUCAGGGCAGACAGGAGGAGGACAGAGAGGAGGAGCAGAGACACGGGCAGCAUGUGGUCGUGGAAGAGGAGGACGAGAGGGAGGAGGGCGAAGAGGAGGAAGAGGAAGAGGGCGAACAUAAGGAAGACGAUAGCGAAGAAGAAGACAGCGAUGUGCCUGCGAAGGAGGUUCAAGGUCCUAAAGGAAGUGUAAUAAAAGUAGUCCCGCCCAAGCCACGUCUCGCCUCCACUGUGUGGGCGAGAUUGAAUCACGUGAAGAGCGAGAUCAGCGAUAGCUACUUGAAAAGCAGACAAUCGGGCAACCGUGACUUGAGAAGUACCUUGAAGAGCGGUGACCUGCGGUCGCGUAUCGGAAAUCACACCAGAGGACGUUCGCCGUUGAGAAUAGAAGUAAAAAAUGACAAAUACACGAAAGACGACAGUGAUAUAGAGUGAUUUCUACUCGAAGGCGUUGACUUUUAAAAAAAUUCGAAUCUGGCAAAGAGUUAUUACUGUUAUGUGUAUGGUUUUAAAACUUGUCACUCUUUUUUCGUAACGUUUUAUAUAUCGGCUAUGGAAUACAAAUGUGAAUAUAAGUAUAUAUAAUUUACGAGCUUGAUUUUCUUUUAUGAUCGUAAAAAUUUCAAUCGUCUUGUGUGCACAUGCGCGUAUGUUAUGAUAAACAAUAUCACAAAAUAUAUUAGAACGCUCGUUUUCUACCUUAGCUAUCGAGCCUUCAAUAAUGAUCAUUAUUUUUAUUACUUUUCAUUUGAUAACGAAUGCUUCCGAUAGUAAUACAUGUAAAUUUUGAUCAUAUAUCUGUGAAUAAAUGUAUAUUUCUGCAGAUAGAAAGAAACAACACACACUUCAAAUAUUUGAUCUGAUAGUUGUGCAAUUGUGAAAGGAGAAAAUUCGAAAAAUCUCUUAUGUUGUCUCGAAGCGCAACAUGAAGAUGCACUUUUUUGUACAGAGUAGCUCAGAUAAAAGUGUAAUUUCGUAGCUUUCAGGGCAGCAUCGUAUUAUUUUAAAUGACAAAUUGCGAUAUUUUGUAAACGCAAUCCCAAUAACGUGGGAAAAAUUAUGUGUGAAAAAAAAGAGAUAAAUAACCUUUAUAUGCUGCUGCUACAUUUGUCUUUGGAAUACAUACAUCUCCUUGUCCUCGAA